CUGGGCAGCGAGGCCUUUCCGGAUCCGGUGCGCGGUGCAUGGUGGGAUACCGGUGGAGGCCAUUAGAGCGCUAAAGCUGAGCCCACGCUGAGCAGAGACGUGCCUCGUGGAGCGUUUAGAGCUGCACUGCUGCAAAGAUGUCCAUCGGAGUGCCAAUUAAAGUGCUGCAUGAGGCAGAGGGCCACAUUGUGACAUGUGAGACCAAUACAGGGGAAGUCUACCGUGGCAAACUCAUUGAGGCGGAGGACAACAUGAACUGCCAGAUGUCCAACAUCACAGUGACAUACAGAGAUGGGCGAGUGGCACAGCUGGAGCAGGUGUACAUCAGGGGUAGCAAGAUACGGUUCCUCAUUUUACCAGAUAUGUUGAAAAAUGCUCCUAUGUUAAAGAGCAUGAAGAAUAAAAACCAGGGUUCUGGGGCCGGACGAGGCAAAGCAGCUAUUCUUAAAGCCCAAGUGGCUGCAAGAGGAAGAGGUCGUGGAAUGGGCCGUGGCAACAUUUUCCAGAAGCGAAGAUAAUUUUGGACUUAACUUUCUCUCUCUCUCUUUUUUUUUUUUUUUUUUAAGGGUUUAAUUUAGGUGCAGCAGUUAGGGUUUUGUUUAAAUAAAAUCUGUUUCUGACAAAAUAGAGA
Gopherus evgoodei (Goodes thornscrub tortoise) is the source of this 631-nucleotide messenger RNA. It is a transcript of the gene SNRPD3, whose product is annotated as small nuclear ribonucleoprotein D3 polypeptide. Gene Ontology annotation, molecular function: RNA binding. The record is from RefSeq and is a predicted model, not a curated record. Gene Ontology annotation, biological process: RNA processing; spliceosomal snRNP assembly. The transcript has 4 exons. Gene Ontology annotation, cellular component: precatalytic spliceosome; U4 snRNP; pICln-Sm protein complex. The coding region runs from base 138 to 518 and encodes 126 amino acids. NCBI's taxonomy places the organism in Eukaryota, Metazoa, Chordata, Testudines, Testudinidae.